AUUCAUCGUCUCUACUUUCUUUGGCUGUCUAGAACAUCGGUCAUCAUGGCAUUGCAACAGCUUCAAAAGGCUGCAGUCGUGAUACGCGAAAACGGCAGCUUCCGCUUCGAAAUCCGCCAAACCCCCAUCCCCUCCAUCCAACCAUGGGAAAUCCUAGUGAAGCUCUCCGCGACGUCCAUCUGCGGGACCGACAUCGCUAUGGCUGCUGGCUAUGUGGGCCCGACGUGCGACAUCUUAGGCCACGAGGGCGUCGGCCGGGUUGUGCGCAUUGGUUCCGGCGUCGACCCAUCAACUGUCAAAGUCGGUGACCGCAUAGGCAUCGCCUGGCUCCGGGACAUCUGCGGUAAUUGCCCGUGCUGCGCCGUCCCUGGGGGCGAGGUGCGCUGUGUCGAGCAGCUUAACUCGGGACGGAAACACGAUGGGACGCUGCAAGAGUAUUGCACUGUGCCGAAUCGGUAUGUGUUGAAGCUGCCUGAUGAGCUAAACAUCCCAGACCCUGUCAUUGCGCCAAUUUUGUGUGCGGGGGUCACGGCUUAUAGCGCGUUGAAGGCGGGCGCUGCUGUGCCGGGGGAAUGGGCUGCCAUUUCUGGCGCUGGUGGGGGAGUGGGGGCGUUGGGGAUUCAGUAUGCGAAGGCGAUGGGAUAUCGAGUGAUUGCUAUUGAUGUUGGGCCGACCAAGGAGGGGUUCUGUCUCGAGCAGGGGGCAGAGGUUUAUUGCGAUGCUCUGGAUACGAAUCUCAAGGAUACGGUACGAGGAUUCACUUCAGGCGCCAUGGCGAAGGCCGUGGUUGUAUGUGCUGGAUCAGGGGCGGCGUAUAGGAGUGCGUUUGACUUGGUCGCCUACUUUGGGACUAUUGUUUGUGUGGGCAUUCCGCCACCAGAUGAACUAAUCAGCGCCCAUCCGCUGCAGUUGAUCGAUAAUGGGAUAAGGUUGAUUGGUUCAGCCGUCGGCACGCGGACGGACACUCUAGAGGCGUUGGAGUUUGUUCGCAGGGGCAUGGUGAAUCCUGCCAUUCAUCUGAGUACGCUUGAUGACUUAAAUGAUAUCUCCGGCAAAGUGGCAUCAACGAUUGGCAAAUACGUCAUUCAAUUUGAAAAGUUUUCCGGGGAGCACGAACAGGAGUAGACGUGGUCGGUCGUUUUGCCUGUAUCUAAAUAUACGUGAGUGCUUCGGCAUUGUUACUGAAUUUUCGUUGAGAUCUCAUACUGUUCCAGUUAUUAGUAAGGAUACUAACAACAAGAUGAUCGCACUUGUCAUUCGACGUUAUCGAGUAAAUAGAUUAUAGCAAGAC
This is a messenger RNA of Pseudomassariella vexata, 1291 nucleotides long. Its product is annotated as alcohol dehydrogenase. The record is from RefSeq and is a predicted model, not a curated record. The transcript has 3 exons. Lineage: Eukaryota; Fungi; Ascomycota; Sordariomycetes; Amphisphaeriales; Pseudomassariaceae. Gene Ontology annotation, molecular function: zinc ion binding; oxidoreductase activity. The coding region runs from base 46 to 1125 and encodes 359 amino acids.